AUGGCCUCCGACUUUGCAGUUUUCAAGACCAUGGGCACCCAGAUCAAGCAGAUGGCUGCCGGAUACGACCUCAUGUGGGUGGUGGAGGAUUUCGAAAAGAACCUCACGCGGGAGCUGGACUUCACCCUGGAGGCUACCAGCGGCGAGGAGACAGCGCGGCAGCUUGCCCACCGGAACCCACGAGUUUACGUGCCCAAGGUCUUCAAAGAGUUCUCUUCCUCGCGGAUCAUCGUCAUGGAGUAUCUCGAAGGUCUGCUGAAGGCCAACGAUCCGGAAGGCCUGCGGCGUGCAGGUCUGGAUGUGGAUGAGUGUGCCCAGCUCAUUUGCGACACAUUCGCAGAGAUGAUCUUCGUGCACGGACGCGUACACGCAGAUCCCCAUGCCGGGAACAUCUACUUCCGGGCAAUCGAGACAG
Symbiodinium necroappetens is the source of this 415-nucleotide messenger RNA. The record is from the annotation of a GenBank genome assembly. NCBI's taxonomy places the organism in Eukaryota, Dinophyceae, Suessiales, Symbiodiniaceae.